AAGACAAAACUAUUCAGAAUUAAUAUAACUUAAAUAUUUCAUCUAUACUGGUACAAAAACUACAGUGAGAAAGAUCAAUUAAAUUGAAGAAGCAAUACAAAAAAAGAGAACAGCUAAGCAGCAUGAUGAACAGCCAAAACCUACAACUAUGUAAAUAGAGUACAAAAUCAAAACAACAUCUUAACCUAUAGUAACUAGUAACCAUAAUACUAACUCAGGUUAUUUAGAAGUAACUAUUUUAAAAGUUCUUCAUAGUGUAAAAAGAAAAUAGCAACUAGCAAAUAGAAUAAUGAUUUCGAUGAGAAGUUUAGCAAUUAAAGCCUUAACUUGUAAUAGGUUGACAAAUUUUAACAACAUACAGUUUCAAACACGUGGAGUCUCGUACAAAAAUAGUAAACUAGUUGAAGAUGAUAGUAAGUACACAGAAUUUGAGGUAUUUCAUAAUCCGGAAGAAUGGAAGUAUGUGGAGAGGUUGUUGCCAAUAAAAUGGAUACCAGACCCAAAACCAAAAGAAAAUUAUCCUUCUGGAUGGAUUCCACAAAAAGCGGACCCAGAAAAGACUCCAUAUUUUAUUGAAAGAACAAAGAACCACAUGUUGCCCGUAUAUCUGAAACUUGGACAGCGUAGAAUGCAGCAGCAUACCAAGAUCCGCAAAAUAGAAGGAGACAUCUGGAGAUUAAGUGAAGAACUGGUGCAAUACAUUAAGCCACUCAUGGGAUAUACUUCUAUUGGAGUCAAAGUUGAGGAGCUGAGGAGAACAAUUACACUUCGAGGAGAUUUUGUUGCAUAUACAAAAAAAUUCUUAAUUGAAAAAGGAUUUUAAGGAAUUUGUACAAUGCAAACAGUUAUUUGUUAAUUGUAUGAAUGGAUGUUUAAUAAGUAAACCUGUAAAAUAUUUGUAGAAGAGGCAAAAUAAAGAAUAGCUAAACAAAUA
Homalodisca vitripennis (glassy-winged sharpshooter) is the source of this 934-nucleotide messenger RNA. It is a transcript of the gene mRpL49, whose product is annotated as probable 39S ribosomal protein L49, mitochondrial. The record is from RefSeq and is a predicted model, not a curated record. The coding region runs from base 290 to 823 and encodes 177 amino acids. NCBI's taxonomy places the organism in Eukaryota, Metazoa, Arthropoda, Insecta, Hemiptera, Cicadellidae. Gene Ontology annotation, molecular function: structural constituent of ribosome. Gene Ontology annotation, biological process: translation. Gene Ontology annotation, cellular component: ribosome; mitochondrial large ribosomal subunit. The transcript is spliced from 3 exons.